UCUCAAAUGGCUGACAAUGAUUUAUUUUUCUUCCUCCCACUUCAGACCAGGGUUUCUUGCAUUGGCCUUACUUGUCAGCAUUUUGCUUCCAGUGCAGUAAAUUAUUGAUAGCAGCAAUAUUGAAAUGUGAAGCUUAGGUUCAUAGGUAGUUUGUUUGUGCCAUAGAAAUCAGCUCCAUAUCAAAUGGAAAAUUGUUAGGACAAGAUGUGUGCAGGCACAAAAUCCACAUGUCCACUUCUGACAGGGUGAUUAAAAGGCUUAUUGUCCUACAAACACCCUACCCCCAGCCAGUAAAUAAAAUAGUAAUACAGUAAUCAAAUAAUUCAAUGGAUAAUUUUAAAGCUUUUUGUUGUGUUAGUGUCUCAUUUUGGAAUGGAGGGGCACAACAGCAGGCACUAGAGCUUCAAGCUCGUUGCAUCUCCACAGUGCUAAAACAGCUCCCUUUUUCAGACUUUUUUUCCCUAGUUAUAUUCAUUAGUCAUCACAACUAAAUGUUGCCCCUACAGGGAUGUUGGCUGCCUGUGUUUUCAGUCCAUACCAAGCCCAAAGCUGUUCUUGUUGCAUCUGUGUCUGCCUUUGAAAUAACUCAGUAUAGGGAUGCAAAAUGCCUAGCCUAAGCCCCCUGCAUCCUCCCAGGCUAAAUGGGGCUUUGUGAACAGCAGCAAGAGCAGCCAAUGAGCUCACAGCAGGGUGGGGAAGCUGCGUGGGAAGACGACCUGAUAGCCUAGUCCAUUUCUCAGCGGCUGCCAGUGACAAAAGGUAAAAUUGCUCCCCGUCUGCAAGGACAGAAAUAAAAGUGCAAGCAGAGAGGGUGAGGGGGAAGGUAGUGCUGAAGGCAGGUGGUGCUGCUACUGCAGGAGAAACAAGUGGCUAAAAGAGGAGGUCCCAGAAUGGAAGAGACAGCUGGGAUUCAGUGUGGAGACUCCAAGAAUGGAAAGGAGGUAGAGAAAGGAUGGAGCUUCUGGAGUUACCACCAUGGGGCCCUCUCCAGCUUCCUGUCCAUCCUGGCAACAUUCCCCAUCCACAAGACUAUCUUCCGCCAGCAGAUCCAUGCUUUCUCCAUCCACAAAGCAGUAUGCCAGCUGCACCAUGAGGGCCUCUGCUGCCUCUACCGGGGCAUUUUACCACCACUCAUGUCCAAGACACUGCAGGGAACCCUGAUGUUUGGCACCUACGACAGCUUCCUCAGUCUCCUCUCCAGCAACACAUCCGAGUCCUACAUGCUUCCACAGCGGUGGGCAGCAGGCUUCUUCUCUGGCUCAAUGGAGGCCUUGGUCCUGAAUCCCUUUGAACGGGUCCAAAACAUCCUGCAGGAUGGACGGAAAAACAGCAGGUUCCCAAAUACCCGCAGCAUUCUGCAGGAAUUCAACUCCUAUGGCCUGAAGGAAAGGCUUGUUAUAGGCUACUACCGGGGCCUUGGCCCCGUUCUGCUGCGGAACAGCCUGGGUAGCGCCCUGUACUUCUCCUUCAAGGACCCCCUCCGUGACAGCCUGUCCAACAAAGGCCUGCCAAGCUGGCUGCCUGCCCUGGUGUCUGGCAGCAUCAACGGGACCUUGACCAGCCUCAUGUUGUACCCUCUGACUGUUCUCAUUGCCAACAUGCAGUCGCAGGUUGGGGGGCACGAGGUCCUCAGCCUGUGGAAGUCUAUGCAGUCUGUCUGGCAGUCACGUGGGAGGAACCUAACCCUUCUGUACCGGGGUGGGUCCCUGCUUGUCCUGCGGGCAUGUCCAACAUGGGGCAUCACCACUGCCAUCCAUGACUUCCUGACAGAAAAUGCUGGGCAUGACAGGAGAGGCUAGUCAUAAGCCUAGCAUUUCUCAGAUCCUGUACAGGCACUGAGAGCCUGGUGCCUCAACCUGGCUGACAUCAGCCUGUUUGCAAAGAAGCCCUGAAAUUUGCAGUCAAUAAAACCUUUUAACUUACAAACUUAACUUUCAACUGAUGAGGGAAAGGUCACACUGUCAGUACCACCAAGGAGAAGCCCAGGGAAAACUACUGCUCUAACCAGUCUGAAGGUGGCUUGUUCAGCAAUAGCCCAGCCAUGAGUGUUUUACGGGCUAUGGUCAAAUUGAGCAAACCACUCAAGCUGCUUACAGCCCAGCUUCAGCAGAUUCUCCCUGAGCUGGCUGGGGUCUAGCAGUCAGAAUAUAGGACAGAGGCAAGUGACUGCUGGUUUGUCCCCAGCUGUGCUACUGAAUCAGUGUAACCUAAAACUAAGCAUCCAACCUCUCCAUGCCUUGGUUUCCUAUUUGUAAAACAUGGGGGUAAUGGUUUUUCCCAAAUAAACUGCUUUGAGACCUGUGA
This is a messenger RNA of Gavialis gangeticus (Gharial), 2304 nucleotides long. It is a transcript of the gene SLC25A53, whose product is annotated as solute carrier family 25 member 53. Bases 891 to 1799 code for a protein of 302 amino acids. The transcript is spliced from 2 exons. Lineage: Eukaryota; Metazoa; Chordata; Crocodylia; Gavialidae. The record is from RefSeq and is a predicted model, not a curated record.